Molecule: messenger RNA, 1713 nt
Organism: Corticium candelabrum
Lineage: Eukaryota; Metazoa; Porifera; Homoscleromorpha; Homosclerophorida; Plakinidae
Product: thrombospondin-type laminin G domain and EAR repeat-containing protein-like
Exons: 7
Coding region: 72-1508 (478 amino acids)
Biological process (GO): signal transduction
Source: RefSeq, a predicted model, not a curated record
UCUUUGUUCGCGUUCUACGUGCCGUGCUCGCUAGACGUCCUGCUCAAUUCUGUGAGAAACACAAUUACAAAAUGCUCUAUUAUUGCAAGUCCACUUUUAUGGGGAUAACGAUGUUUUGUUUGUUUGCCUUCGGAGGCAGCAUGUUGUCUACUCGAAAUUUCAAGAGACAUGAGAGACUAAGCGUUAGUGGUCAGGAUGACAGUUUCCUACGCAUUGGAAAAGGGCGAGACGGUAGAGAUGGAAGAGACGGACGAGAUGGACAAAACGGCGCUAAAGGACAGAAAGGAGAACCAUAUAAUUGCAACAAGAAAGAAAUCCAAGUAGAAACAUUGAAACAAGAAAUAUCAUCAAAUAGAAUGCAGUUGGAACAUCUGCAAAGUGAAUUGAUGCAACUGAAAACUCAAGUCAGCAAGUGGAAGGCAGAUCCCUUUUCAUUGACCACCGUGAAAGAAUUGCCGCAGUGUGGUGUUAUACAGUACGCAAGAAAAAUUGCCAGCAUACCUGCAAGGAACGAUUAUCGAGCAGAAACGUUCGAAAUAGAUGGAUCGUUCUACGUUAUGGUCGUUUCUUACUACGAUGGCAGCAAGUAUGGAAUAGACUCUAUAAUAUACAGUUUUGAUGGAAAUGCACUGGAGAUAUAUCAGAGUGUGCCAACCGAUGGGGCUAGAGAUGCAAAGUACUUUGAAAUUAAUGGGCAGCGAUAUCUUGCAAUCGCACAAUAUUACGGAGACAGAACGUCUCUUGGGUACGGUGUCAACUCUCAAAUACUCAAAUGGAGAAACAAAAGAUUUGAACACAUUCAAUAUCUUCCGACCAAAGGCGCCCAUUCAGUUGCACAUUUCAAUGUUGAAAAUGACACUUUUAUAGCUUUUGCUAAUUACUACGAUUCUUCCUACAGCGUAAAUUCGCAUGUCUACAAAUGGAGAUCUGGUCAGUUUGUAUUAUUCCAAUCCAUUCCUUCUUUGGGAGCCAACUCAAUUAAGCACUUACAGAUUGAAGACUUACACUUCAUUGUCAUUGCCCAUCAUUACACAGGAUCAACACACAACACUGAUUCUAAGAUCUAUCUUUGGUCAGGAGCACAGUUUGAGAUAUUUCAGUCUAUUCCAACGUUUGGUGCAAACGAUGUUGAAACAUUUACAUCAAAUCAAUUUACCUUUAUUUUGUUUGCUAAUUAUUACAACCAAAACACCAAAAGCUACAACGUCGAUUCUAUUGUCUAUAUUUGGAAUGGCGUUAAAUUUGAAAAAUUUCAAUCUAUUGCUACCAAAGGGGCAAGCGACUUUCAAGUGUUUUCAGCAUGUGACAAAACAUAUGUUGCAAUUGCUAAUCAUUACGCCGGCAGUUCUGCCAUUUAUAACGUAAAUGGUGCUGGCCUUCAGUAUUACCAACAUGUUAUCGUUUCAGUCAUAUAUCGAUGGUCUGCUUUUACCUAUGGUAAUAGCACUUAUCUAUUUGCUGGGCCAAGUACUACCGAUCUAUCAUACCUCUUUAAGUGGGUUGGCUAAGACAAAGACCAUGCGAGUGAGACUGUUACUGGAUUAUUGCUACAACCUUACAGCAGCUUGCUGAUGUCUUUUAGUCUGCUGUUGCUGUUGACUAAAGCAUGAAAUCAAUAUAGUGUUUCGUAAACAAAAGUUUACAAAGUCACAAAUUUGCUCAUUAAUAGUUGUCUCUAAUUGGCUUUGGUCUGAGUACAGGUAUUACUUCUUU